AUGGCCGAUCAAGCUACCAUUCAGAACGAGCAGCAAGCUCCAGCUGUUGUGCCUGCACCCGUUGCUGCAGAAGGCGCCGAGGAGCUCAACCCGGACGGAACCCCUCUUUCAGACAACCAAAAGAAGAAGCGAGCUGCCAAAGCCGAAAAGGAGCGCAUCAAGGCCGAGAAGGCGGCUAAGCUUGCCGCCGAAAAGGCUGCUCGUGAAGCUGCCGAUGUCGACUUUGCCUCGCAGAACUACGGCAAGCUGCCGCUCAACAUGUCGCAGGAGCGCGCUGGUCGCAAAUUUACCAAGAUCUCCGAAAUCAGUCCAGAGCGUGACGGCGAACACAUUGUCCUGUCUGCACGUGUUCAGACCAGUCGUGCUCCCUCGGCCAAGCUCGUCUUUCUCACCUUCCGCCAGGGUGUCGACUGUGUUCAAGCUACCCUUGCGCAGACUCCCGAAAAGGUUUCGCGUCAGAUGACCAAGUGGGCGGCUGGCCUUGCUGCCGAGACCAUCGUGCUCGUCGAGGGCACCAUCGUCAAGACGCCCAAGCCGGUCGAGUCCAACACGGUCACGGUCAAGGAUGCCGAGAUCAAGAUCUCCAAGAUCCACUCUACUAGUGAGAUCGCUUUCGAACAACUUCCCUUUGGUGUCGACGACGCUACACGAUCCGAGGUCGAGAUCCAGGCUUCGCAGCAGACCGAUCGUCCUCUUCCGCCCAUUGCGCUCGACACUCGCCUCGAUAACCGAGUGCUCGACUUGCGAACUACCACGAACCAGGCCAUCUUCCGCCUCACCCACGGCGUUUGCAAACUCUUCCGCGAGUACCUCGACAGUCUGGACUUUGUCGAGAUCCACACACCCAAGCUGCAAGGUGCUGCCACCGAGAGCGGCUCGUCUGUCUUCAAGGUAUCGUACUUCAAGGGCCAGGCUUUCCUUGCGCAGAGUCCUCAGCUGGCCAAGCAGAUGGCGAUCGCGGCCGAUUUCGGUCGUGUGUACGAGAUUGGUCCCGUCUUCCGUGCCGAAGACUCCAACACUCACCGACACAUGACCGAGUUCACGGGUCUUGAUCUCGAAAUGGCGUUUGAUGAGCACUACCACGAGGUUGUCGACGUCCUUGACGGACUAUUCACUUUUAUUUUCCGCGAACUUCCCAAACGAUACCGCAAAGAAAUCGACGCAGUAAAGCGUCAGUAUCCUUGCGACGAGUUCUUGCUUCCCGAAAAGACGGUUCGUCUGCAGUACAAGGAUGCCAUCGCUCUGUUGCGCGAGAACGGCAAGGAGCUUGGCGACCUUGAGGAUCUCUCGACCGAGAUGGAGCGAACCCUGGGUGGGUUGGUGCGCGAAAAGUACAAGACCGACUUUUUCAUGCUCGACAAAUUCCCGCUCGAAAUCCGUCCUUUCUACACGAUGCCCGACCCGGCGGACAACAAGUACUCGAACUCGUACGACUUUUUCAUGCGCGGUCAGGAGAUCCUCUCGGGAGCACAGCGUGUCCAUGACGCUGCGUUCUUGGAAAAGAGGAUGGCAGAGUUCGGCAUUCCUGUUGAAAGCAUGAAGCACUACGUCGAGGCUUUCAGGUUGGGAUGCCCUCCUCACGCCGGUGGUGGUAUCGGGUUGGAACGUGUCGUCAUGUUCUACUUGGGUCUAGGUAACAUUCGAAGGGCUAGCAUGUUCCCAAGGGACCCUAAGCGUCUUGACCCUUGA
Molecule: messenger RNA, 1689 nt
Organism: Mycosarcoma maydis (corn smut)
Lineage: Eukaryota; Fungi; Basidiomycota; Ustilaginomycetes; Ustilaginales
Product: putative aspartate--tRNA ligase DPS1
Exons: 1
Coding region: 1-1689 (562 amino acids)
Biological process (GO): aspartyl-tRNA aminoacylation
Cellular component (GO): cytoplasm; aminoacyl-tRNA synthetase multienzyme complex; cytosol
Molecular function (GO): RNA binding; aspartate-tRNA ligase activity; ATP binding
Source: RefSeq, a predicted model, not a curated record